AUGACUCGACCCACGCGGCGCAAGCCCAAAGAGUACAAAUACUCGAGGUACACGUACAAGCAGAAGCAUGUUAUCUUGCAAUACCGGGACUCCCACACUACCGCGGAAACCAUCGACCGCUUCUUCUCCGGCGUGGCAGCCUAUGCUGAGUCCAUCAACGUCGAGUUGAUCAAGGUGCCUCCAUCCUUUACGUUUGUAUGCCAGCCUGCGGAUCUACUGCUGACUCACUCAUUGAAAGUGAUUUGGAUAUGGAUGACGCCCUCUUUGCCGCUCUAG
Molecule: messenger RNA, 276 nt
Organism: Aphanomyces astaci
Lineage: Eukaryota; Oomycota; Saprolegniomycetes; Saprolegniales; Verrucalvaceae
Exons: 1
Coding region: 1-276 (91 amino acids)
Source: RefSeq, a predicted model, not a curated record